ACUAUAUAACAAAUAAUUUGAGGAGAGUAGUGUCAAUGUCAGGAAGUGGUAGAGUUUCUGUUUCUGUCCCUGAGGGUUAUGUUCUCACUAAAAAGACUGAUUUACAAAGCCUUCAAAAUUUAGUGAAAACUAUAUCAAGUUUCAACAAUAACCGAGAUCGGGAGAAUGCAAUCAAUGAUAUCAUCAGCAGCAGUUCACGGGGUUACGCUAUAAGAGAAAAAGAAGAUCUGAUUGCUAAAUUUGACAGUGCUUGUAAAAAUUCCCGUUUAAAAUCGAAAAUAGAGGAUGUCAAGAGCGACUGUACUAAGACGUUAAAGAAAAAUAUGAAAGAUAUACAGAAGAGACAGAAUGAUUCAAAGAAAGCUCUAAAGAAGAAUUUUGAGGCGGGUGCGUCUGUGUUGAAAGAGUGUUACGAGAGUGAACUUCUGAAAAGUUUCCAGAACAAGACAUCUCUGAACAAUUCCCUGCCGGUGGAGCAGUACGCGUGUGAAGAGCUAGUAAAGACUUACAGAGAGUGUCUCAAGAGACAGCUCCUCCCGGAAAUGGAGAAGAUGUACAAAACACACUGUCACAAAAUGGAGGGUGCUAUGAAAGAGUGGGUCAGUCAGUACAACACAGGGGCGCUAAAAGACACACACAAGGUGUCCCCCGCAAUAAGUGAGAGAAUGAACAAUAUUCAGCGAAGAUUGGAUCAGCUGACACAGAACGCUCAGAACGGUUCUACAGUGGAAAGAAAGAUUGAUCAAACUCUCCAGAGGAUAACGCAGGAUAUAGGACAACUGACAGUGGAAGUUAGAGAAGUGGCUCCUUCACACGAACAGAUAGUCGCGGAAUGUCUGGGCAGACAAGACUUUCAACAAGCCCUCAACAAUGCGUUAGUAGCGAUGGAUCUGGAGUUGUUAAUGUCUACCUGUAAUAAGAUGUCUGUAGACGAUGUGUUCGGUGAUGUACUCCCAGAACAACCCAUCUUACUAGCAUUACUUAACCAGCUCCCCUACAACUUACAACAAGACCUGGAGAUUAAGAGUAGUUAUCUGGUGGAGACUGUCCUGGCGCUGGACCUGGCUGACCAAGUUAUUGCGAGUAACAGUGAGACAGUGUUCAGAGAACUUACCAAACUUAUAGAACACAUAGAUUCAACUAGAAGUCAGAUUACACCGCGUCAGUACAACCAGCACCUCAAACAACUCCGCUGGUCCACAGAGCAAAUCAUCAGACAACUAGACCAGUACUGAGAACUGGACCAAUACUGAGAACUGGACCAAUACUGGACCAGUACUGAGAACUGGACCAAUACUGGACCAACACUGGACUAAUACUGAGAACUGGAACAAGCAAUUUGUAAUACUCACUCAUUUUGUGGACAUUGCCGUAUAUUAAUCGGUUGAAAAUAUGUUUAAUUUGAUAAGCAAGAAGAGAAUGCUGAGUUUUAUACAUUAUUAAUCAAGUUAUUUGUUAAAAUAAAUGUAUAAUUCUUAUCAUAAUUUUUAUUAUUUUUACCCUAUCAAUUGAUAGUGUAUUUUAAAAUGAAAUCAUUAAAAUAUGUUUUCUAUGUAAUAACAUAUAUAAUUAACCUUCUUAUUUGUUUCAUUC
Bolinopsis microptera is the source of this 1593-nucleotide messenger RNA. Its product is annotated as probable E3 ubiquitin-protein ligase bre1. Bases 36 to 1235 code for a protein of 399 amino acids. The record is from RefSeq and is a predicted model, not a curated record. Lineage: Eukaryota; Metazoa; Ctenophora; Tentaculata; Lobata; Bolinopsidae. Gene Ontology annotation, biological process: deadenylation-independent decapping of nuclear-transcribed mRNA. Gene Ontology annotation, cellular component: P-body. The transcript is spliced from 9 exons.